AUGUAUAACAAUGCCAUCCCUUCUAAUGCUAUGUUGGUUAGUAGGAGAAUUAAAACAGUUUCUGGAUGUCCUAGAAGAAGCUGUAAUGAUAUAGAAGAUGUGAAUCACAUGGUGGGAAGUUGUGUUAAAACUAUGCAGGUCAUUGCUUUAUUGAAUAAAUGGGGAUUCCAGGUCCCUGUUUUCGGUAAUUUUGAAGAAUGUUUGACUGUUUUACAAAGAAUGAUUGGAAAACAAAAUUUAUCAGCCAACUUGUUCUGUAAUGCUAUUUGGCUGGUGUGGAAGAGUAGAUGUAAACUUGUUAAUACAAAGAGGGAGGAUUCAGUUAACUUCAUUGCUGCUGAAGCUGUUUCUUAUGUGACUAAAAAUAAUUUUGUUUAUAUCCAUCAAGACAUCUGGAAUGCUAACCGGCUUAUGCUGUUUAAUCAUUGGCAUCCCCCGCCCCUUGGAUGGAUUAAAAUCAACUUCAAUGGUUCUUUGAGGAGGAACAACUCGGCUGGAGUAGGUGGGGUUGUGAGAGACCACAAGGGAAGAUUUUUGCUGGCGUUUGGCAACUCACUUCAACAUUGGGAUGCUGCUCAAACUGAAUUGCAUGCUAUGAGUAUAUAA
Messenger RNA from Dendrobium catenatum, 606 nucleotides. RefSeq lists its product as uncharacterized. Lineage: Eukaryota; Viridiplantae; Streptophyta; Magnoliopsida; Asparagales; Orchidaceae. The record is from RefSeq and is a predicted model, not a curated record. The transcript has a single exon. Bases 1 to 606 code for a protein of 201 amino acids.